Dentiscutata erythropus is the source of this 1943-nucleotide messenger RNA. The record is from the annotation of a GenBank genome assembly. Lineage: Eukaryota; Fungi; Glomeromycota; Glomeromycetes; Diversisporales; Gigasporaceae.
AUGUCUAUAGAAACCGAACAAAAGCUUAAAAGCAAAAUUUUAACCCAUGGUCUUUCAAUCAGCAAGCAAGGAAUACGAAUUGCUGAUAAGCCAGCAUAUAAUUUUGAAGCACAGCCUAAAUUCUUAACUUUAGAUGAUCAAGUAAAGCUAGUGCUCUCUACAAAGCUCAAAGAUUCUUUUUUAUUAUAUAAUCAUAUUGGUUCUUUCAAUAUCGAUUCAGAAUAUAAUGCCUGGAUGCCUGACAUUGAUGACCUUUUAUCGAAUAAGUCAAAUAAAUUACAUGUUUACCUAGGAAUACUGUGUCCAAGAGCAGAAAUUAAUUUUGAGAAUAGAAAAAUAAAACCGUUAGAGAACCUAAAUGAUGCAAUAAAAGAAUAUUUUAAUCGAUGGGAGGAAUAUAUAAAACUACAUGACUUUGGCACAUCAAAUAAUGCUAUUAUUAUGAGAGAUGAAUAUGACUUUGAUACAUCCUUUUUAACAUCAAUCAAUAACGAUAAAAUUGCAAAAGAUGAUCUUAAAAAAUGGGUGAGCUCUUGUUUAGAAAGUAAAAUUGACUCAUGGCAAGCUAUAAGCUGGAAGGGUUUAUAUCCAUUAUAUAAAAUAUUUGAUGAAUCACUUCAAAAAAAAAUUAAAUUUAUACUUGAGAUUGAUGAUCAAACAAAGACAAAAGAAAAAGUACUUAUGAUGGGUGUUAUUCCAAUUGAAGAUUCCAUUUAUUAUUAUCGUAUAAAAUUUCCAGUUUAUUUGAAUAUAAAAUUUGUAACGCAAAACGGUGAAUCAAUUAAUACUACUAUCAGAAAAUUUUCAGACUUGCAAAUAACUUGGAUAAUGAUCGGAAUACCUUCGGAGAUUGGUUUUUUUAGUAUAAACACACGAAAUAUUCCUAUAUUGGCUUUAGGAAGUCAUUCAUUCAAAAGCAAUGAAGAACAUAAAUUUACAUUACAAGCUUCGGAAGAUUUACCAGCAACCUCUGUUAUUUGUGUAUCUAUAUUGCACCAAACAUCUUUUUAUGGAAUGAAAUUUGCUAUUAAAGAUAGCAAUUACAAUGAAAUUGACAUAACAAUCAAUAGAAAUAAGAAAGAAACCAUGGAGAAUUAUAACGGUGAUGAAGAAGAUUUCAGCAGUGAAGAAGAGGAUGAAAACAAGAUAUCUGAAGACAUUCAUUUUCAUGAAUAUUUACUUCAAUGGUGUUUCCUUCCUAAAGAUCAAAAAAUCGUAGAGGCUGACAUUAAGCUUAUUCCAACUAAAGAUAUAAUAAAUUUAAAUGUAAUAGGUCAAAUGCACCAGAAUAUUCCUUCUUUACAUAAAAAAAAAGCCAAAAAUAAAAAAUUUGAUUUCAAAGAAAGUAUUAGUGAUGACAACAUAUUAAAGCAAGAAAAUUUCGUAGCUGGUAUCUUUACUGUAAUUUUAAAUCAUGUAAAGGAGUUCACACAUAAUAUUUCAAAAAUUUCAAAAUUACAAAAAUUUACAAAUGCUCAGGCCAUUAAGAACAGAUUCGACAAUAUUGUUUUAGAUUUUGAGCAAGGUGUUAGAGAUUUGAAUCCUGAGAUUACUAUAUAUAAUGUUGAAGAAUUAAAUUCAAUUAAAGAAACUGUACAAUUUGUUAAAAGCGAAAAUAUACUUUUAAUAAAUCAAGUUGCAACAAUGUCAUUAACUCUUGAAAAGAUUGAAGAUAUGAGGAAAUCUAAUUCAUACAAUAUCAACAAUGUUUUUAAAGUGCCUGAAAUUGAUUCUGAAUUAUUUCAAAAUCCAUUCGACGGAAAAAAUAAUGAUUUACGUAACAAAAUCUCAAGAAAAAUAUAUAUAAGUCGUAGGUGCUUAGAUGUAUCUAAACAACAGGAUAAUUCUGAAGUUAUCCAUUGGCUGGCUCCGGACAAAAUGUGCGAUCCAAAGAACCCUAAGGAAGUUUUGUUUCAAUAUGAUAAAAAAUCGGAGAUUUUUAG